This is a messenger RNA of Auanema sp. JU1783, 1164 nucleotides long. NCBI's taxonomy places the organism in Eukaryota, Metazoa, Nematoda, Chromadorea, Rhabditida, Rhabditidae. The record is from the annotation of a GenBank genome assembly.
AUGUGGUGUUGUUGCAAACGUCGUUCCCAAGUUGUACGAGAAAUUAAGUUAGUUUGCGUAGGAAUAGAUAGCGUAGGCAAGACUGCAGUUAUUAAGACCAUUAAAGGAGAUGAUUUUCGAGAUGUGCUCCCCACAAAUGGUUUCUCCGUUAUAGAAUUCCCAUACUCCCAAACAUUCAACAUCAAAGCAUUUGAUUUAGGCGGUGGUGAACGUAUUCGCGACAUUUGGACUAAUUAUUAUGCAGAGGUGCAUGGUGUUAUAUUCGUUGUCGACUUGACUGAUCCUUCACGACAAGAUGAGACCUACCAAUGUAUUCGAGACUGCAUUGAAAACAAAGAUACAUUCGGGAAACCAUUUUUAUUUGUUAUGAACAAUGUUGCUGGAGGCGACAUAGAAGACGUUGACUUCUGUUUGACGGCUAAUCUGCAUGAGUCGUGUGAAAAAAACAAACAAUAUCCUUUCGUUACGCAUCUACGUAAAAUGACAAGUUGGAAAGCCAUCGCGGCCAAUAAAGCAAUUAGUCAACGAGUUAAGAUCAAUCCAACCCCUUUACUACAACAGUUCUGUGAUUUUAUUGACAAGAUUGUCGAACAAUAUGUUUCUAUAUCAGAGGGAGUGCGACAAGCAGAGGUCCGACUUCGAAUCCGACAACAAGAAGCUCGCGAUGCUCGGAAACUGCGAUUAAUGCAAAUCGAACACGAACAAAGAAAGAGCGAAAUAAGUUUGAUGGAAGGUUACAACGCCUACACCAUUCCUAUAAGGUCGGAUCCGCAACCUCCCACUAUCUCGGAAGAAGUGCCCAUGGAAGAUCUAAGUGCUUCCAUAAAGUCGUCUGAUAUUCCAAUAGUUCAACAAAACCUCCUCCCAUCUACAUCAGAUACUGUCCCAUCUCCUAGUGCAGAUGAUUUAUCCGCCCUCUCUUCGGAUGUGUUCGAAGCAGAGGAUACAAAGGAAGUUAAGACAGUUCAAACAAAAAAGCUUCCGCAUAACAAAAUAGCUCCACUAAACGAUGACGCAACGACUAGUACUAUUAGUUCCGAAACUACGAGUGACUCAGCAAAGAAGAACGGAAGUAUAACGGGAAAACGUCUUUCUAGUCGAAUGGAUAGAAUCAAAUUAGCUCUGGCCAAACAAAAAGCUGCUCAAAUGGAACUUAGUUUAUAA